AUGUCUUCAGCAAAACUGUUCGACUAUUUACUAAUAUUCGAAAAUAUAUUAGGAAUAUACAGGAAUUAUGACAAUCAAAACAAAAAAGUGAAAUGUUUCAUUAUUUUACAAAUUUUAGUUCAGACAAUGUACCAUUUAUCUGUGUCCAGUGAUGCCAUAUCAUUUGCUAUAGCUAUGACAACCUAUCUUACAUCGCUGAUAAUGCCAGUACAUGCUGGCCAAAUGCUGAGAAACGAAGCAAUGAGGACCCAAAGAUGUCUAGCUCGACUUCAUAAUACAAUUUUAAUUGACUAUAAUGAAGCUGAGCCGAAACUAAUAAAGGACUUCAUACGCCUAGUUAAAAAGAAACCUCUAGAGAUUAAAUUAUUAACCAACUUACCUUUAGGAAUGUACUUGCUACCAUUAUUAACUAUGUUUGCAGUUAAUUAUACCAUUAUUGUAUUGCAAAUUAAUCAUAUAAUUUGA
This is a messenger RNA of Helicoverpa armigera (cotton bollworm), 465 nucleotides long. RefSeq lists its product as uncharacterized. The coding region runs from base 1 to 465 and encodes 154 amino acids. The transcript is spliced from 3 exons. NCBI's taxonomy places the organism in Eukaryota, Metazoa, Arthropoda, Insecta, Lepidoptera, Noctuidae. The record is from RefSeq and is a predicted model, not a curated record.